UCAUGAUCACAUGACUGUGGACAUGGACGCUGUCCUGUCCGACUUCGUCCGCUCCACGGGGGCGGAGCCAGGGCUGGCCCGGGACUUGCUGGAAGGUAAGAACUGGGACCUGACGGCGGCCCUGAGCGACUUCGAGCAGCUGCGGCAGGUGCAUGCUGGGAACCUGUCCUACGUUUUAGGGGGGGAGCGGGGAUUCCGCCCCCCCCAGGAGAGGGAGGCGGCCAGGGCGGGCCGGCCCAUGCUCCAACGGCAGGACGACGUCGUGCAAGAGAAGCGCCUCUCCAGGGGCAUAUCCCACGCCAGCUCCACCAUCGUCUCCCUGGCCCGCUCGCACGUGUCCGCGCCCGGGGGCGGGGCCAGCAGCGAGGCCCUCCUGGACACGCCCCUCUGCACCUUCCAGCUGCCCGACCUCACCGUGUACCCCGAGGACUUCCGCGGCUUCGUCGAGCGCGACCUCAUCGAGCAGUCCAUGCUGGUGGCCCUGGAGCAAGCCGGUCGCCUGAACUGGUGGACGCGCGUGGGGGCCAGCUGCCAGAGCCUGUUGCCCCUGGCGACCAGCGGGGACGGAAACUGCCUGCUGCACGCUGCCUCCCUGGGGAUGUGGGGGUUCCACGACCGGGACCUGAUGCUGCGGAAGGCCCUGUACGCCCUCAUGGACCACGGCGAGGAGAGGGACGCACUGCAGCGCCGGUGGAGGUGGCAACAGACGCAGCAGAACAAGGAGUCGGGCCUAGUCUAUACAGAAGACGAGUGGCAGAAGGAGUGGAACGAGCUUCUGAAGCUGGCCUCCAGUGAGCCACGGAUACACUUCAGCACCAACGGCAGCAGCAGCAACUGCACGGGGGUGGAGUCGUCGGAGGAGCCCGUGUACGAGAGCCUGGAGGAGCUGCACGUUUUCGUCCUGGCCCACGUGCUGAGGAGGCCCAUCGUGGUGGUGGCCGACACCAUGCUGAGGGAUUCUGGGGGAGAGGCGUUCGCGCCCAUCCCUUUCGGCGGGAUCUACCUGCCCCUGGAGGUGCCGGCCGCCAAGUGCCACCGCUCGCCGCUGGUCCUGGCGUACGACCAGGCCCACUUCUCCGCCCUGGUCUCCAUGGAGAGGCAGGACAGCGCCAAAGUGCAAGCGGUCAUCCCGUUGCUGGACUCGGAGCACAGGCUGCUGCCGCUGCACUUCGCCGUGGACCCCGGGAGGGGCUGGGAGUGGGGCAAGGACGACGGCGACAACGUCAAGCUGGCCAGUGUCACCUUGUCCCUGGAGGCGAAACUCCACCUACUGCACAGCUACAUGACCGUCACCUGGCUGCCCCUGCCCUGUGACACGCAGGCCCCGCUGGCUCAGCCCGAGUCUCCCGCAGCCUCUCCGGGGGACGACGCUCGCUCUCCUCCCGACUCGGGCGAGUCCGACAAGGAGUCCGUGUGCAGCAGCUCCAACGGCAACGGCGGGGGCGUGGCCAGCGUCGCCGGGGGCGGGGUCAACGGGAGCGGGGCGGAAGCCAAGGCGGGCGGGGCCGGAGGCGGAGGAGAAGGCGGGGGAUCGUCUAGCUCCUCCUCCAGCACCUCCUCCAGCUCCUCGAGUUCCAGCUUCGGGGGAGUGGGCGCGGGUGCGAGCGGGAAGGACAAGGCCAAGGACAAGGACAAGAGGAAGGCGGACUCGGUGGCCAACAAGCUGGGCAGCUUCGGGAAGAGCCUGGGCAGCAAGCUGAAGAAGAACGUGGGCGGGCUGAUGCCGGGGAAGGCGGCGGCCGGGGGCGGGGCCAAGGCGGCGGGGGGGGAGGGGCAGGAGAAGAAGACGAAGAAGGGCUCGCUGAAGGUGCAGGCGGACACCCGGGACGGGUCCCCGAGCGACGGCGGCCGGGGGGGCGGCUGCGGCUCGGGGGGGUCAGGGAAGGGCUCACCGUCGCCGGGCGGCGAGCGGCGGAAGGGGGCGGAGCCCUGCCGCUACGGCUCGGACGUGAAGCUGAGCCUGACCGCCAUGCGGGCCGCCAUGCAGGGCGACAGGAAGUUCGUCUUCGCCGCCAUGCUCGCCGCCAGCGGCCGCCAGCCCUUCCAGGAGGAGAUGAUCCAGAGCUACCUGGCCGACGCCCAGGACCGCUUCCGCGCCGAGCAGGAGCAGCGGCGGGGGGGCGGAGCCUCGGCGGGCGGGGCCCCGCCGCCGGCCGCCAACGGGACGGCGUCCAGGAAGGAGGUGGCCGUGUACCGUUGCCAUGACUUCAAGCCCGAGGACCCGCCCGAGGCGCCCGCCCCCUCCCUCGCCCACCUCAAACCCUACACCAUCCCCCGCCCCACCCUCAUAGCCCCCGCCCCCGCCGCGAGCCCCGCCCACAACCCCGCCCGCCUCCCCCCGCCCAGCUACCUGGAGACGCGGCGGCUGCAGGCCGGGGGGUCCCCCUCUUCGUACCCGGGGCUGCCCUCCUACGCCACCCUCCCCCGCCACUGCCCCCUGCAGCACCCGCGGUACCGCAUCCCCGCCUCGUCCCUGCCCCCCGGCCCCGGCCCGGCCCCGCCCCCGGACCGCGACCCCCCCGACUACCUGUCGUCGGGCGCGCCCGCCGUCCGCCACUUCUCGCUGGGCAGCGCGGGGGGGCUGGCGGGGCUGCAGGCCCGCUGCAGGAUGCCCGCCUGCAACUUCUACGGGCACCCGGAGACGGGCAACUACUGCUCCUGCUGUUACCGCGAAGCACGGAGGAGGGGCGGGGCCGAAACCCCCGUGCACAGGUUCUGAAACGGGACGACCCCCCCCCCCCAACCCCAACCCC
Molecule: messenger RNA, 2753 nt
Organism: Anguilla anguilla (European eel)
Lineage: Eukaryota; Metazoa; Chordata; Actinopteri; Anguilliformes; Anguillidae
Product: OTU domain-containing protein 7B-like
Biological process (GO): protein deubiquitination involved in ubiquitin-dependent protein catabolic process; protein K63-linked deubiquitination; protein K48-linked deubiquitination
Cellular component (GO): nucleus; cytoplasm
Molecular function (GO): zinc ion binding; cysteine-type deubiquitinase activity; DNA binding
Source: RefSeq, a predicted model, not a curated record